ACACAAAAGCAGGCUCCCAGGGAGCUAAGCUCAGUCUCCUCCAGGGAGCCAGCGAGAGUGCCACAAGCCUCCCUCGCCUUGCAAGACGGAGCCCGGCCAGCCUUUGCUUCCUUCCGAGGCACUCCAAGGGCAGGCGGCCGAGCCCUCCCUUUAGCAAGCGUAGUUUAGAGAGCUGCGACCCGACCCAGCCAUGCCGGAACACGCGCGGGUUACCCUGAGAUACGGGCCCUACAGGAGCUGCGGCAUAGUGGAACACAGGACCUUCCGCCUGCAAGGCUUGCAAGCUAUGUUGAAAGCAGAGGGACAUGAGGUAAUUCUCAAAGAAAUACCGGAUUGGAAUGAAGUACAACUCAUAGUGAAUGGGGAAACUGUAUUUCAGUGCAACAUUAAUGACCUGGAUUUUGGAGGUGAUGGCAAGUUGGACCCACUUUGCAAAGAAGCUUGUGAUGCAGUGUUAAAAGCCUACUGAUUAAGAUGUACUGAGUGAGAUGCAUCUUUUUACCUAAUUUAGAAUUGUACAAUAUACAGUAUUUCUGCUACUGUUCUUCAGUUUCUUCAGUGAGCCAUAUUUGGAGUGGAGAGCCAGUCUUGUGGUAGCAAGCAUGAAUUGUCCCCUUUGCUAAGCAGGAUUCACCUUGGGUUGCAUUUGGAUAGUUGACUUCAUAUAAGCACUGACUGUCUGCUAUAAGAUAUUCCCCUUGUGGGAUGGGGCCAUAGCUCAGUGCUAAGAGUAUCUGCUUGCAUGCAGAAGGUGCCAGAAGAUGCUCUCGGCAUCUCCAGAUAGCACUGGGAAAGCCUCCUGCCUGAAACCUUGGAGAGCUGCUGCCAGUCAGUGUAGACUAGGGAUGUGCUUGAAAUGUGAUUCAGCAUCUGAAUUGUGGGCACAUCCCAUUAAAACUGAGGGCUUACACAGCCCCUUUACCAUGGAGAAGAGCAGGUCCAUACCUGCUCCCCCACUGUUCACUGACACUUCUGUAAUGGCAGCACUCCCACAAGCUAUGACCAUGAACCAGCAGGAUGUUUCCCAGCGGAAGCCAUGUGCAUGCCGAUGUCGUGCAGCGGCAGCAUAGGGGAAGC
Molecule: messenger RNA, 1077 nt
Organism: Hemicordylus capensis (graceful crag lizard)
Lineage: Eukaryota; Metazoa; Chordata; Lepidosauria; Squamata; Cordylidae
Gene: C3H10orf53
Product: chromosome 3 C10orf53 homolog
Exons: 3
Coding region: 191-469 (92 amino acids)
Source: RefSeq, a predicted model, not a curated record